AGUAUGGAUUGUUGGUUAAAAAAAAGCCAAACUGUUUGUAGAAUUUUGGUCCAAUUAAUCAAGUUAAAUGAUUGGGGUUUGACGAUUUUGUGUUAAAUAAUGUACGUAUCAUAAUCGUGCCUCCACGUAUUCUAAUCAUGCAUUAAGGCUCUACGUGCACUCAUGUUGUUUGAUGAAAUGCUUCUUAGAAGCCACAACUGCACCAUUUCUUGACUAGAAAAGCUCAGGAAAAACUCCAAAUCUGAAUUCGAUUGAGUGCCUUUCCUCCCUCUAGAAAAAUGGCGACAAUGUUGUCUAAGAGGAAAUCGAAAAUACCGAAAAGGGUCGAGUCUAGAAGAGGUUGUUUCCGUUCGUGUGUGGCGAUGUUCGUGUAUCCGCUUCCGGCCGCUCUCUUUUUCAUGAUUUUGAUGUUGGUAUGGUCUUCCUCCACCACGUAUAUUUCCGGUAGGAUUGUUCAUGUUUGUGUCUCCUCUCGUAAGCUGAGCAACCUCUACUGUCUCUCCGCCACCACCCAACCCAAUGCUGAAUUCCAUCUCCCGUUCACGAAUUCUAGUUCUCAAGAGUUUCUUGAAAAUGGAAUUCCUGUUCUUGAAGAGAAACUAGAGAAGGAAAAGGGUUUCACUAUUCCUGACAAUUCUGUUAACCGGAACCUCAAGGGUGAUUCCGAAGAAGUUUCUGACGUCGUUGAAAACCCAACUGUUUUUCUUGAGAAAAGAGUCGGGAAUGAGGGGGUUAUCAACCCCGUUUCCAAAGAAGUCCCAGAUGUUGAAAACUCAACUGCUUUUCUUGAAAAAGGAGUUGGGAAUGAUGGGGUCAACCCCAUUUCCAAAGAAGUGUCUGAUGUUGAAAACGCAACUACUUUUGUCGAGAAAAGAGUCGGGAUUGAUGGGGUUCAGGUCAUGGAUGACCUCAGUGGCGAUUCCAAGGAACUUUCUGAUGUCGUUCUUAAAAACCCUAAUUCUCUAGAUGAUGGGAUUGAGGAGAUCAAAAAAGCAAAGAAAGUUGUGGAAGAGCAGCUACAAGUCCAUAGGUCAUGGACUGCAAAACGGAAUCAAAACCGAAACCAGUGUGAGGGACGGGGAAUCUAUGUCUACGAGUUGCCACCGAAGUUCAACAAGGAUUUGAUGGCCCAGUGUCAUGACAUGGUUCCAUGGGUCGAUAUGUGCAAGUAUUUUAGUAACAAUGCAUUGGGCGAGCCUAUACCUGAGCUCGGGAACCGUUGGUUUCGGACUCAUCAGUACUCUUUGGAAUUGAUUUUCCAUUCCCGAGUUCUUAAGCACCUGUGUCGUGUUUAUGACGAAAACCAAGCCAAACUCUUCUAUGUUCCAUACUAUGGUGGAUUAGACAUCUUGAGAUGGCAUUUCAAGAAUGUUUCUAAUGAAGUUAAAGAUUCUUUGGGUUUAGAACUUGUAAAUUGGCUAGAAAUGCAAAAACCAUGGGAUAAGAAUCUAGGCAAAGAUCAUGUCUUUGUUUUAGGAAAAAUUUCUUGGGAUUUCAGGAGGAGGAAUGUCUCUUCAUGGGGGACUAGAUUUCUAGAGCUCGAUGAGAUGCAAAACCCGAUAAAGCUCAUGAUUGAACGACAACCAUGGGAGCUCAACGACAUCGGAAUCCCUCACCCGACUCACUUCCACCCAAACUCCGACGAAGACAUCCGUUCAUGGCAACGUAAGAUCAUCUCAUCAAACCGGCGAAGCCUCGUCAGCUUCGCCGGUGCUGCCCGUCCCGGUGCCCAAGACAACAUCAGGUCUAUCCUAAUAGACCAAUGCACGUCAACAACCGAAGAACACUGCAGGUUCUUCGAUUGUAAGUCAGGGCUCUGUGACGAGCCCCAAUCACUACUAGGGCUAUUCACAGAGUCUGAAUUCUGUCUUCAACCUCCGGGUGAUAGCCCGACUAGGAAAUCGGUGUUUGACUCGUUGGUGGCGGGGUGUAUUCCGGUGGUUUUCGACCCGUUUACAGCAUACUAUCAAUACCCAUGGCAUUUGCCUGAGGAUCAUGGGAAGUAUUCAGUAUUUGUUGAUCAAGAAGAGGUGAGGGAGAAGAAGGUAAAUGUGGUGGAAAGGUUGAUGAAGGUGGGAUUGAAAGAAAGGGAUGACAUGAGAAGAUAUAUAGUGUAUGAGUUGAUGCCAAGGUUGGUUUAUGGGGAUCCAGAUGCAAAAUUUGAAAUGUUUCAAGAUGCAUUCUCCAUUACGAUUGACAAUUUGGUUGAGAGGGUUAAAACAUUGAAUUUGGAUCAAGGUGAAUGAAAAUACCCAAAUUGCCAUUGGGGGAUUUUUGUUGUAAUUUAUUGGGUCAAAAACAC
Cynara cardunculus var. scolymus (artichoke) is the source of this 2302-nucleotide messenger RNA. Its product is annotated as xyloglucan-specific galacturonosyltransferase 1-like. The transcript has a single exon. The coding region runs from base 279 to 2246 and encodes 655 amino acids. Gene Ontology annotation, molecular function: glycosyltransferase activity. NCBI's taxonomy places the organism in Eukaryota, Viridiplantae, Streptophyta, Magnoliopsida, Asterales, Asteraceae. The record is from RefSeq and is a predicted model, not a curated record.